Messenger RNA from Myotis brandtii (Brandt's bat), 528 nucleotides. Its product is annotated as autophagy-related protein 101. Gene Ontology annotation, biological process: autophagosome assembly; autophagy. Lineage: Eukaryota; Metazoa; Chordata; Mammalia; Chiroptera; Vespertilionidae. The record is from RefSeq and is a predicted model, not a curated record. Bases 73 to 525 code for a protein of 150 amino acids. The transcript has a single exon. Gene Ontology annotation, cellular component: phagophore assembly site.
UGCCCUCCCUAAAGGACUAAUAGAGCUAGGAGAGCAUAAUUCCCUGGGGCGUAGGAAGCAGGUGCUCACAGGAUGAGAACUCCUGUCCUAGCCUGUUAUCUGCUACCCUUUCUUCCCCAGGAUGCACUGCGCAACUCAGGUGGCGAUGGGCUAGGGCAGAUGUCCUUGGAGUUCUACCAGAAGAAGAAGUCUCGCUGGCCUUUCUCAGACGAGUGCAUCCCCUGGGAAGUGUGGACAGUCAAGGUGCAUGUGGUGGCCCUGGCCACGGAGCAGGAGCGGCAGAUCUGCCGGGAGAAGGUGGGUGAGAAGCUCUGUGAGAAGAUCAUCAACAUCGUGGAGGUGAUGAACCGGCAUGAGUACCUGCCCAAGAUGCCCACGCAGUCGGAGGUGGACAACGUGUUUGACACAGGCUUGCGGGACGUGCAGCCCUACCUCUACAAAAUCUCCUUCCAAAUCACCGAUGCCCUGGGCACCUCAGUCACCACCACCAUGCGCAGGCUCAUCAAAGACACCCUUGCUCUCUAGGCC